Messenger RNA from Penicillium brasilianum, 1575 nucleotides. Lineage: Eukaryota; Fungi; Ascomycota; Eurotiomycetes; Eurotiales; Aspergillaceae. The record is from the annotation of a GenBank genome assembly.
AUGGUCGUCAACACUCGGGGGACCGACAGACAGCAACCCGGUCCGAAUGUGGCGGCUCCUGUCGGGCCAAGAUCGGAGGACGAGCUUGGCGAUGAAAGCAAUGUCGUAGACGAGACGACGGCUCUUCUGGGCCCAUCCAAAGUGAAUUAUGGAGAAACGACUUUUUCAGAAAAUCAGAAUGGUGAUCCAGUGACCAAUGGCGCCGGCGAGGAAAAGCCACUCCACAAGACUCAAGUCCUACUACUUUGCUAUGCUCGGGUGAUGGAGCCUCUUGCAUUUUUUUCGAUCUUUCCCUACGUGAACCAGAUGAUUCAAGAUCUAGGAGGCUUGGAAGACACGGAUGUGGGCUUCUAUAGCGGUCUCAUCGAGUCCUUGUUUUCUCUGACGCAGGCUAUCGUCAUGAUAUUCUGGGGGCGAGCUGCUGAUCGUAUUGGACGCAAACCUGUCCUAGUCUUUUCAUUGUUUGGUAUGGCACUGGCCACAGGUCUCUUUGGCUUUGCCACAUCAAUAUCACAGAUGAUCCUGUUCAGAUGCAUUGCUGGUAUCUUCGCUGGGACCAUCGUCACCCUUCGUACUAUGGUUGCGGAACAUAGCACGCCAAAGACUCAAGCACGAGCAUUCAGUUGGUUUGCUUUCAGUGGAAACCUGGGACUCUUUCUCGGGCCUUUAAUGGGAGGUGCUCUAGCCGCCCCUGCAACCCAGUACCCCGGUGUCUUCGGAGGGAUUAGAUUUUUCGAGGACUACCCAUAUGCUCUGUCAACCUUAGUGGUGGGAUCACUAGGAGUAACGGCUGCUAUAACUAGUGCCUGUUUUGUUCAAGAGACCCUGAAGAAAGAGCCAGCUGCAACUGAGUGCAAUGGCGAGGAGCUGGCAUCUCGUCGCCGUGACACCCUCUCGACACGGCAGCUUUUGGGAUCACCAGGGGUGGGAGUGGUCCUAUACGUAUACGCACAUAUUAUGACACUCGCAUUUGCUUAUACUGCCAUUAUUCCCGUCUUCUGGUUCACUCCGGUGCCCCUUGGUGGCUGGGGCUUCACCCCCCUCCAGAUCUCACUGAUGAUGGGAUUGAACGGUGCUGCCCAAGCAAUCUGGCUGCUUUUGGUUUUCCCCCCGUUGCAGCAUAGAAUUGGGACGAAAGGCGUGAUCCGAUUGUGUGCUCUUGCCUAUCCAGUAUUCUUCCUGGGCUGCCCCGUUGGCAAUGUGCUUCUUCGAGCGGGAUCCGAAGCGUCCAUCAACGCCUUCUGGGUCUUUGCGCCGAUAAUGCUAGCCGUUGGCUGUGGAGUCAGCAUGAGCUUCACUGCAAUCCAGCUUUCUUUGAACGACAUAUCGCCCUCACCGAGACUUCUCGGCACAUUGAAUGCGUUGGCGUUGACCGGUGUCAGCAGCUUGAGAGCUUUCUGCCCCGCCUUAUUCACCAGUCUCUUCGCACUAGGGGCAAGGACACAAUUGGCGGGAGGAUAUGCUAUCUGGAUACUUCUCUUGGUACUUGCUUCUGGUCUAUCAAUCGCCGCGAGAUAUUUACCAGAGCCCCAUAGAAACCAAGAGACCAGAAACGGUAACGGCCAGGCCAGAUGA